AUGUCCGCUCUCAGUUUCUCCUUCUCGCCAGAAGCUACUGCCAAAGUACACGAUGCUUUGAUCUGUUUGGCCAAGUUCGGCGAGACAGUGUGUAUGGAAGCCCGUGGCGACAUCCUCACUUUGACGACAUUGAAUUCCUCGAAGACCUCGUAUGCUUCUUUCGCUCUGGACGCAAAAACCUUCUUCCUCUCAUACAACUUUGGCUUGGGGGAAGGCGCCAGGUUCACAUGUCAAUUAUACAACAAGGCUCUACUUGCUGUAUUCAAAAGCCGCGUAACAGAUCCUCGUGGCGGUGACACGUCAAUCGAGAGAUGUGAAGUCAGCGUAGAGGAUAAGCCCGACAAAGUGCAAUGUCGCCUCGUUGUCAGGAUGGUAUGCAAACAUGGUGUUACCAAAACCUAUCGUCUGACCUACGAGUCGGUGGAAGUAUCACAUGCACUCUUCGACCGAUACAACGCUCCGAACGGAUGGAGAAUAUCCUCACGCAUAUUGAGGGAGUACAUUGAAUACUUCGGGGUCAAGACAGAACAACUGGAUUUGCUUGUUAAAGACGAGAAAGCUAUUUUUACCAGCUUCACCGAGAAAAUCAUGGAUGGCAAAGAGAUCCUCAAACAACCACUCGAGACAGCCAUCUCCCUAAGCAUCAUGGAUUUUGAUGAUCUUCAUGCUGAGGAAGAUGUUCAUAUUGUCAUCAACGUUAAGGAUUUCAAGGCUAUCGUCACACAUGCUGAGACUUUGAAGGCACCGAUUUCUGCACAAUUUUCGCGUCCCGGGCGACCGCUAUUGUUCAGAUAUACAGACAAAGGACUGACUUGUGAGUUCAUACUCAUGACAACUGGCAUCUCCCAAGCCAUACCCCCUGCAACCGCACCAAAAGUCGCAUCGACCCGUCCUGGAGGUCGAUUCUCCAGGCAGCCUUCGACAGUACCGCUUCGACCAUCAAGGCAAUCCACAGUAGACGCGGACCCCUCUACAAGAGAGCCGUCUAUGGCACCGGUCGUGCCCUCAAGGCAGUCUUCUCAUGUGCCGGCACAGAGCGUAGAAGGUAUAAAUGCCGAUAUGGCACCUCCACCUAAGCCUGCUUCUGUCACUGGUGUGCGUGAGCGUAGGAUCCUGGGCGGCACUCUUGGACGUCAGAUAUCCCAAGCCACUACCACUUCAAAUCCAGAUCGCACCAGUCUUUUUGUGGCACAAGAUGAGGAUGACGAGCUGAGAUGGGAGCCAGCGAACCAUGAAGAAGAACCGGAGCAGGAUGAGAUGUUGGCGUGGGAUGCCAAUGCAGAUGUUGUGAGUGAGGGCCAGCAAUUUUCUUUGAGCAUGCUGACUUUUCUUCUAGGGAGCCUUCCAUCCUACAGUCCGCGAUGCUUUUACCCACGAGCCGCCGCCGCUGAGCCAAAGUCUCAACAGAGAGACGCAGGGAAUGCCGCCGACCCAGAGACUUUCUCAGGUAAGCACCUUCUUGAGGUAUCUGUUUACGUGGCUAACACUUAUCGCAGAUGA
Molecule: messenger RNA, 1500 nt
Organism: Aureobasidium pullulans EXF-150
Lineage: Eukaryota; Fungi; Ascomycota; Dothideomycetes; Dothideales; Saccotheciaceae
Product: Rad9-domain-containing protein
Exons: 5
Coding region: 1-1500 (499 amino acids)
Biological process (GO): DNA replication checkpoint signaling; mitotic intra-S DNA damage checkpoint signaling; DNA repair
Cellular component (GO): checkpoint clamp complex
Source: RefSeq, a predicted model, not a curated record